AUCGGACAGAUUCUGAUGUCUUGGCGUCUAAAUGGACGUUUUACACGGAAGAGAGCGAGCGGAGAAUGGUGUUAGUGAUCGCCAACGAAACCAGAGGAGCUUUUGCGGAUUGCUACAUUUAUGCUGACAAGCUUUUAAUCAAAGAAGCUCUAGAAGCCAUCCCAGAAGCAGGUAUCAUGACAGUGGACCCCAAAUCUUUAAGCUCCAUGAUUAACUUUUGCAAUUAUGUUAAAGGACCAGACUCUCCUAUAAAAGGAGAAGGCGCUGACGUUUGGGGAAGAUUUGGAGUAUUCAGUGGCUUUUUCAUUUAUCCAGGUACGAAAUGGUGUGGUGCGGGUAACAUAUCUGACAGCUACGACGAUUUAGGUCCGGAAGUCGAAGCUGAUAUGUGUUGCAGAACGCAUGAUCAUUGCGAAGACAACAUUGAAGGCUUCGAAUCCAAACAUGGACUCAGGAAUUCGUCUCCCUUCACAAAAUCUCACUGUGACUGCGAUGAUGAGUUUCACCGUUGCUUGAACGAAGCCAACACUCGAGCUUCAAAUCGAAUUGGAAAAAUAUUCUUUAACUAUUUGCAAAUGAACUGCUUCAAGGAAGACCAUCCUAUCAUAGGAUGUGCAAGACGCAUUGGGCGCAUCCGUCGCCGCUGUCAAGAGUAUGAGCUGGACGAAAACGAACCACCUGUCUGGCAAUUUUUCGAUGCUAAAGAGUACGUGCCAAUUGAUGACGAAGACGAGGAAGACAACGAAAUCGAAGACGAAAUGCACAUGGAUGUUUUCGCAUACAUGUUACAUCUGGAAGAAAAAGAAGUUUACCGUGUGACGAAUAAAAUAAAAUAAGUAAAAACUACAUUAGUGGCGAUUUUUUCCCAAUAUUCUUGAAAGUAUAUUUCACAUUGGGCCUGUACCUCUUCGAAAACUUUUUGCAGAAGUAUUUGUACGAUUGCACGCAUGCGAAGAAGGAUUAUCAUCAUGCUUUUGACCGGCACACAGUGUUUCGAUUAAUACAAGCUAGGUAAAUAAGUUCAAAAUUCAUCACACAAAAAU
Uloborus diversus is the source of this 1043-nucleotide messenger RNA. RefSeq names its product phospholipase A2-like. Lineage: Eukaryota; Metazoa; Arthropoda; Arachnida; Araneae; Uloboridae. The record is from RefSeq and is a predicted model, not a curated record. Gene Ontology annotation, biological process: arachidonate secretion; phospholipid metabolic process. The transcript is spliced from 5 exons. Bases 66 to 836 code for a protein of 256 amino acids.